Tribolium madens (black flour beetle) is the source of this 540-nucleotide messenger RNA. RefSeq names its product B1 protein-like (gene Obp-c16). Gene Ontology annotation, biological process: sensory perception of smell. Bases 59 to 442 code for a protein of 127 amino acids. Gene Ontology annotation, molecular function: odorant binding. The transcript has a single exon. NCBI's taxonomy places the organism in Eukaryota, Metazoa, Arthropoda, Insecta, Coleoptera, Tenebrionidae. The record is from RefSeq and is a predicted model, not a curated record.
AGUGCAUUUAUGAAAUAAUAUCUAUUUCUUCUUGUAUUCUUUAAUAGUUUGUAUCACAAUGAAAGUGUUUGUUGUCUUUACGAUUUUCACGUUCUUUGUUGUUGCAAAUGCAGAAGAGGAAAAUUUGAAUCAAAUCGAAAGUGUGGAAGAGCAAUGCCAAAAAGAAACGGGUAUUUCGGACGAGUCACUCCAAAAAAUUAUGAAUCUAGAACCUGUGGAUGAUCCUCUGGUAAAAGAAAAUGCAUUGUGCACAUUAAAAGCAUAUGGAGUUAUGGAUGAAGAUGGAAAUAUUUCCCAAGAUAAAUUCAAGGAAAAACUAGAGUCUACGGUUGGGGCAGAAGAAGCAGAAAGGGUGGCUGAAAAAUGUACUACCGAAAAAGAUUCUCCUGAAGAGACGGCACAUGCAAUUUUGUGGUGUGCCACUGAGGAAGGAGCACUAUAACGCAAUAAAUGUAAGAACUAUUCUUAAAAAAUCUUUAAGCUUUUAAUAUUUGUUGCUGUUAUAUUAUUCGAGCAUAGUCAAUAAAAAAUCUUAUUGUA